Elaeis guineensis (African oil palm) is the source of this 1044-nucleotide messenger RNA. RefSeq names its product transcription factor MYB8. The record is from RefSeq and is a predicted model, not a curated record. NCBI's taxonomy places the organism in Eukaryota, Viridiplantae, Streptophyta, Magnoliopsida, Arecales, Arecaceae.
AGAAACCCAGAAUCUCUACUAUAUAUUCUUCACCAUUGCCCUCUCCUCCACACCUCUCUCUCUCAAACACACAACAAUGAGGAAGCCUUGUUGUGAUAAGCGAGACACCAACAAGGGAGCAUGGUCGAAGCAGGAGGACGAGAAGCUGAUUGACUACAUCCGCAACCACGGAGAAGGUUCUUGGAGAUCGCUCCCCAAGGCUGCAGGACUACUUCGGUGCGCUAAGAGUUGUAGGCUUCGAUGGAUUAACUACCUACAGCCUAAUAUUAAGAGAGGGAACUUUGCAGAAGAUGAAGAGGACCUCAUCGUUAAGCUCCAUGCUCUUCUUGGCAACCGGUGGUCAUUGAUAGCUGGAAGGCUGCCUGGACGAACAGAUAAUGAGAUAAAGAAUUAUUGGAACUCUCAUCUGAGGAGGAAGCUCAUAAAUAUGGGGAUUGAUCCCAACAACCACCACGUCAGCCAGAGCCUCUCUCUCCACCGGCCUCAAAUCUCAGGGAGUGCAACGUUAUCCGGUGGGCCUGUGAACCAUGAACGUAAGAAAUGGCAGCAGUACUUGAUCUCGAUGACGGACAAUGAUCGGGUGUCUGAUACUGGGAGCUGCCUACCAUCGAAAAAAGGUGCUGCGAGCUGCCUGGAGGAUAAUGCCUACGUGUUGCCCGACUUGAACCUUGAUCUUACCAUGUCCAUUCCUUCUCCAUCUACCACAUUUGCGGAGUGGAAGCAAGAGUCUGCAGAGUUGGAGGCACCAUCAGAGCUUGGGAAUGCAACCAACCAGACGCUUCUCCUCUUUAGAUAACCUGAUCAUAAUGCUUAAUUAAUAUGUUGGAUUAGUGAGGAAUGAAAGGGUAUUGAAGUAGGUAAGGGGGGAGAGGAUAUCCUUUAUUGUUCUGAAGCCUAGCUAGCAUGGAAGAGAGAGUGGUGUUUUUCUAAAGCUAGUCUUGUGCUUGUAUUAAGAUUUAGGAAGUCUAAGAGAGGGAAACGAAAUGGAUAUGGCAGUGCAGACAGUUUGUUUCCAUGAUACAAUUAUAAAUUUUUGGCAUAUCA